CAGUUCACCACCUUCGUAUACAGUUGCAAUGGACCACGUGACUUAUGCUUACGGGAUUGGUUUCGUGGGCGUUUAUGAUUUCGGCACCAUGUCCCCGUACACUAUGGUGGACAAUGCGGUUGUAAUAUUCACAUUGAUAUUCACGCUGAGUGCCUUUGCCAGGUCACUGAUAAUCAAAAUACUUCAUGUAGUGCUGACAAGCUGUGUGGAAAUCGAGAUAUCUAUUACACCACAUUAUUUGUUAUUUGCGAUAUUACCCUUCAGUACAGAAUUCUUUUAUGCGCAUAAGUUGUAUGUAGUGUAUAUCUACGUCAAUGUGAUGCUGGCUACUAUGGCGUAUCUUGCUUUGCUAACGCUUAGUAUGUCUAAAUUGCUGCACAGCGAGUUUCGAUCCGUGAAGAAUUUAUACAUUGUCGGUAUAUUAUGUUUUUGGGGUUUCGUGUUUUCCGUACCCAUCACAGUGCAAUCUACAGUAUCAAAAAGUAGUUUACAAGGCUUAAUUUACGGUAUUAAGGUGUCAGUUUUAUAUUUGGGUGGUUUUAAAGUGGCCAUUGUCAUGUGGAUGUACGGAGUCGGCAGGUUCUCUACGGACAUACAUUAUUGGCUCGGCUUCAAGCCAACAAAGUUUUGGUCAAUGUGCUGGAUGUUUCUGCCUGUCGUGCUCUUCUCAUUUUCUAUAAACAGAAUUGUAAUUUUGAUUACUCAAAAGAAGGACAUUGCAGAAAUAUUGGCAGCGUCAUUGUGGAUUGCGUUCUCUGCAUUAGUAGUUACAAUAAUACAAAUCAAAACGGUGGUUAAGUAUCUUGUACGAAAUAAUAUUUCCAAGGCGUUCACCAGCAGUUCGAAGUACGGGCCACCAGACUCGGAUGACCGCAAACAGCGGAGAACGUACAAUGAAACUAUACGAUUAAGGCAGUGCAUACACAAUUGCAACGUGCUUGACGACUCAUUUGACUGUAAUCAUCUACCGUUGCUACAUAAAACUAGAUCAAGACUGUCAUCGUCAAGCGGGUCCAAUCCGUCAAUAAAAAAUAUCUUCGAAGCUGAAAAUAAGAAACGACAUUCGGAUAUCGUGGAGGCUUUUGAGUAG
Molecule: messenger RNA, 1090 nt
Organism: Ostrinia furnacalis (Asian corn borer)
Lineage: Eukaryota; Metazoa; Arthropoda; Insecta; Lepidoptera; Crambidae
Product: sodium- and chloride-dependent glycine transporter 2
Exons: 8
Coding region: 29-1090 (353 amino acids)
Biological process (GO): sodium ion transmembrane transport; nitrogen compound transport; amino acid import across plasma membrane
Cellular component (GO): plasma membrane
Molecular function (GO): amino acid:sodium symporter activity
Source: RefSeq, a predicted model, not a curated record